This is a messenger RNA of Aspergillus ibericus CBS 121593, 1902 nucleotides long. RefSeq names its product MFS transporter. Gene Ontology annotation, biological process: transmembrane transport. Bases 259 to 1890 code for a protein of 543 amino acids. The record is from RefSeq and is a predicted model, not a curated record. NCBI's taxonomy places the organism in Eukaryota, Fungi, Ascomycota, Eurotiomycetes, Eurotiales, Aspergillaceae. Gene Ontology annotation, molecular function: transmembrane transporter activity. The transcript has 4 exons.
CGAACACAUCUCUAUCCAUUCUCUACUGUGCUGUUUCUUUUGGUCCUCAUAUCUCGGACAAAAGAGCUUUAGAUUUCAAAUUACGUCUGAGGAGAAACUUACACCGGUGUUGGGGCUAUAGUGUUCUUUGCACUUGAACGAAGUGGGAUCUGCAAAUAUAAACAGAGGAAAUAGGGAGACGAAAAGAAGCGCCAUCGACAGGGAUCUUGUUGUUUUGCGGAGGGCUUGCCGUAAGAGUCUUGGUUGAUUCUACAGAAAAUGGUAUUGACACUGCAGAAAAGACCAACCGCCUCAGACGAUAAUUUUCCCACUGUUCAGCUGUUCCUUCUUGCAAUAUGCCGCGUCGCAGAGCCAAUCGCCUUGACCUCCAUCUUCCCAUACUCAUGGGUAAUGAUCAGGGACUUCAACGUGGCUGAUGACAACAGCGCUUCUUUCUAUGCCGGAAUCCUCGUCUCUGCGUUUUCUCUCGCUGAAGCCCUUACCGGUAUGUUCUGGGGAGGUCUCUCGGACCGAGUUGGCCGCAAACCCGUCCUCAUCACCGGCUGUUUCGGCACAAUGUUGUCUCUUCUCAUCGUGGGGUUCGCCUCAAACUUCUGGGUGGCGUUACUCGGGCGGGCCCUUGGUGGGAUACUGAAUGGAAACAUUGGGGUCAUUCAAACCAUGGUCGGCGAGUUGGUCAAGAGACCCGAGCACGAACCCCGAGCCUACGCUGUCAUGCCAUUUGUAUGGUCAAUUGGUACAAUUAUCGGCCCAGCGAUUGGAGGGUUGCUUGCAAAGCCUGCCGAAGGCUUUCCCUCUUUGUUCUCCCCCAACGGCUUAUUUGGUAGAUUUCCUUACCUUUUGCCAAAUCUGGUCUGCUCCGGCCUUCUUCUCUGCAGCAUAAUUUCCAGUUGGUUCUUGCUCAACGAGACACACCCUGAUAUGCAACCCUGGAGUGUGCCAGACCAUCAUGUUCAUCCUUCUGUGGAACGCCCUCUGCUUGCAACUGCAGGAGCGACAGCCAAUGCAGGUGCAGAUUUACGUGCAGAAUCCUAUGGUACCUUCAACCAAGUCCGCCUUCACAACGAUGAGGACUGGACGGUGUGUGCAGACGGUUCAAAGCUCGAAUCUACCUCACCAAAGCAGACUAUCUUCACGUGGCGAGUGUCCAUGCUUAUCAUCGCCUUGGCUAUUUUCACAUAUCACUCGAUGACAUAUGACCAUCUGUUACCUAUCUUUUUACAGGACAAAAGUGCCAGAAGCAUUUCCAUGUUGUCGAACUCGGCUCUUAGGUUCCCAGGAGGUGUUGGUCUUUCAACACAAACCGUGGGGUUGAUCAUGUCGACCGAUGGCAUUAUUGCGCUCAUCAUCCAAAGUCUGAUUUUCCCUGUUUUGGCUCAGCGUUUGGGUGUCUGGAAGCUUUUUGUCAUCGUCACUGUUCUUCAUCCUCUUGCUUAUUUCAUGGUACCGUUCCUCAUAUUUGUCCCUGGCAAAUAUGUGAUCUACGGUAUCUAUAUGUGCUUGGUGGUUCGCAACAUUCUCUCAAUCAUCGAUUACCCCGUCCUCCUCAUCCUGAUCAAACAAGCGAGUCCAUCUGAUUCGGUUCUGGGGAAGAUCAACGGUCUUGCGGCUUCUGCUGGAGCCUUCUCACGCACAAUGGCACCUCCCAUUGCCGGCUUCCUGUACAGCACUGGCGCUAAGAUUGAUCUCACUGCUCUUGCUUGGUGGGGCAGCACUUUUGUUGCAAUCAUUGGUGCAGUGCAACUAUGCUUCAUUGAGCCAAAGAAGCAUGCCUCCGUUACAGUUCAUCCGGCGGCGCACUGUCACUACACAUCCCACGCUACAUCAGAUAAAGAGAUUGUUCAUAUAAUUGUGACAGAUGCUGAUAGUGAUGGGACUGACAGUGUCUAGUCGAAAGAUGAA